AUGAACAGUGAAUUUUGCAAAGAGUGUAAUAAUAUGCUUUAUCCUAAGGACGAUAAUACAGAAUCAUUUAUGAUGCUAGUUUGUAAAUCAUGUGAUAAUAUGCAGGAAUCUACUACCAAUAGAAUUUGUGCUACAUAUUUUAAGAGCAGAAAUUAUGGAUACAAAACAUAUGCCAAAGCACUAGCGAAGGAUCCAACGCUUCCUAAAAUAAAAAUGAAGUGCUCAGAAUGUAACAAUGAUGUGGUUGUUUACUUCCAAAAUAAAGACAUAGAAGAAGAAGUGGCAUUUGAUUUGGCAUAUAUUUGUACUAAAUGCUACAAUUAUUGGACAUAA
This is a messenger RNA of Vairimorpha ceranae, 333 nucleotides long. RefSeq names its product dna-directed rna polymerase subunit m. Gene Ontology annotation, biological process: DNA-templated transcription; transcription initiation at RNA polymerase II promoter; transcription-coupled nucleotide-excision repair. Gene Ontology annotation, cellular component: RNA polymerase II, core complex. The transcript has a single exon. The record is from RefSeq and is a predicted model, not a curated record. Gene Ontology annotation, molecular function: DNA-directed RNA polymerase activity. The coding region runs from base 1 to 333 and encodes 110 amino acids. Lineage: Eukaryota; Fungi; Microsporidia; Nosematidae.